This is a messenger RNA of Chinchilla lanigera (long-tailed chinchilla), 1543 nucleotides long. It is a transcript of the gene Proz, whose product is annotated as protein Z, vitamin K-dependent plasma glycoprotein. Bases 47 to 1330 code for a protein of 427 amino acids. Lineage: Eukaryota; Metazoa; Chordata; Mammalia; Rodentia; Chinchillidae. The record is from RefSeq and is a predicted model, not a curated record. Gene Ontology annotation, biological process: proteolysis; blood coagulation. The transcript has 8 exons. Gene Ontology annotation, molecular function: calcium ion binding; serine-type endopeptidase activity. Gene Ontology annotation, cellular component: extracellular region.
UUUGGCUGUUUGAUCAUCUGGCCCUGCUGGGUCAGCUCUGAUCAGCAUGGCCGGCCGCGUCCCACUGCUCCAGGGCCUCGUCCUCCUCCUCCUCUCCCACCAGGCAGAACUGUCAGUGUUCAUUCCGGCCUCAAGCGCAAACCAAGUUCUGCUCAGGUGGAAGCGUGCUGGCUCCUACAUCCUGGAGGAGCUCUUCGAGGGCAACUUGGAGAAAGAAUGUUACGAAGAGAUCUGUGUGCAUGAAGAGGCCAGAGAAGUGUUUGAAGAUGAUGCCGCCACGGGUGCAUUCUGGAGAGAGUACAGGGGCGGCUCCCCGUGCAUCUCCCAGCCCUGCCUCAACAACGGCUCGUGCCACGACACCAUCCGCAGCUUCACCUGCACCUGCUCGCCAGGCUUUGAGGGCAGGACCUGUGCGCUGGCUAAGAACCGAUGUCAUCCAGAGAGGCCCGAUGGGUGCCAACACUUCUGCCACCCGGGGGAGGCGUCCUACACCUGCAGCUGCGCAGAGGGCCACAAGCUGGGCAAGGACCGGAGAUCGUGUGCUCCACACGGUGAUCCCCCCCUCCCGUGGGGGCGGCUAAGUGCACAGUGGCACACACCUGUAACCCUAGAGCAGUGCGCGUGCGGGGUCCUGACUUCCCAACACGGCAAGACGGCAGACAGCAGCAGGCUGCAUCUGCCCCACUUCCCUUGGCAGGUCAAACUGACAGAUUCCCAAGGGAAAGGCUUCUGCAGUGGUGUCCUCAUCCAGGAGCGUUUCAUACUGACAACAGCACAGUGCUCACUGUCACACAGAAACAUCAGUGUCAAAUCAAGUCCUGCCGGGCCAGGUGAGGCCCCGUGGACGGCCAGGGUCAGGCGUGCUCAUGUGCACACACACUAUGACGCAGAGUCAGGCCAGAAUGACAUCUCCCUGCUGGAGCUGGAGCGGCCUGUGCGGUGUCCCGGAUCGGGGCUCCCCGUGUGCACCCCUGAGCGGGACUUUGCCGAGCAGGUCCUUGUCCCAGGGACAGUGGGUGUCCUCAGUGGCUGGACGAUCAAUGGCACCAAUCUGGGCGACAUGCUCAUGACCCUGCCGGUCACACAGGUGGAUGGGGAAGAGUGUGACCGGGCCCUGAAUGUCACAGUCACCACCCGGAUGUGCUGUGAGAGGGGCCGCACAGUAGCCGGGCCGUGGGCGGCAGGAAGCGUGGUCACCAGAGAACACAAGGGCACCUGGUUCCUCACGGGGAUCCUGGGCUCGUCGCCACCAGCACAGCCGCAGGCAGCCACGUUUCUUGUCAUCAAGGUCUCGAGAUACACGCUGUGGUUCAAGCAGACAAUGAGAUGACCAAGACUGAGCCAGAAAGGGUAGGUCACGAGGCAGAGCUCCACACAGGGAGACGAGAACGCUUCGCCCCACGGCACUGCAUGUCAGCAUGAGGCUGUGCUUCUGAAUCACCACUGAGAACAUGGACAUUCCUUUUCUUGGAGGUUUCAUCUAAACCAAGACCUUAGAAAAAAACUAGAUACAUUAAGGAGUAAAACCAUCAGUCGUAAACCA